This is a messenger RNA of Emericellopsis atlantica, 1516 nucleotides long. RefSeq lists its product as uncharacterized. The record is from RefSeq and is a predicted model, not a curated record. Lineage: Eukaryota; Fungi; Ascomycota; Sordariomycetes; Hypocreales; Bionectriaceae. Bases 338 to 1438 code for a protein of 366 amino acids. Gene Ontology annotation, molecular function: methyltransferase activity. The transcript has 3 exons.
GGAGCGACAAAGACGACCCCGGCCAAUCCCUCCAGCUCCGGUUGCAAGCUGCGCAUGCAUUUUUCCCCAUAUCGACAACUCGCACGCCGUACACCUUGUCUGCGUUACUCUGCACUUUAACAGCGCGUGAUUCACCGGUCCGUGGUGAAGGUAAAACGGUAAUCUUCCCGGAGGUAUAAAGCCCCAGUUUGGCCGACCUCUGGAACGCUGGAAUUUCCCCCCUCAACACCCAAAAGAUCUUCGCAGCACCCUGCCUUUGCGCAUUCAGUUCGACCGAACACACACGGACGAUCAAUUGACUGCCUCAACCUGCCAUCCACAUUUCCAAAGUCGGACAAUGGCUGUCUUCUCCUUGCCGAGUCAUGGCGAGGUCCUGGACAUUGGCGGCAGUACGAUGCGUGAUGCCUGUGCCCAGAUGAUGUACCAGACCUUCGGGCCUACACGCGACCACAACAAGAGGUUAUUCGGAUUGGACGAGUCUCUGUACGAUGGGACCGGAUCGCUGUACUGGGCUGACAUCAUGUCCAAAGCCGAGUUUUACCAGACAAACGAUGAAGUAGUUCUGUUGAAGCAAAAUGGUCUGAGUAUCAUCCAGCGCCUUCCCGAAGGCGUCACCAUGAUCGAUCUUGGAGCCGGAGACACUCGGAAGGUUCGCCACUUCCUCGCCGGAUUCGAGAAGGUUAGCAAGUCCGCGACGUACCUCGGCCUCGACAUCUCGAAAGAGUCAUUGGACCACAACAUCGAAUACCUGGCGUCAAUGGCCCGCGGCCAUGCUGAGCCGAUUGUCACCGUGGCCGGGCUGUGGGGUACCUUUGACGAUUGCCUCGACCGUGUCAAACAAAUACACGGCCCAAGGUUGUUCUUGUCUCUUGGCUCGGUCUUGUGUAACGACGAGUGGCUGGAAGCGAUGAAGAAGAUCAAGCAAUGGGCAUCUAUCUUGCGUCCAGAUGAUAUGCUCCUUGUCGGCAUGGACGCGCAUCUGGCGCCAGUGCAUCGUCAGAAAAUCAAGGUGGCGUACCACACACACCCCAGGCUGUGGGACGCUUUCUUCAGUCAUGGUUUCAGAAUGAUGAACGAGUAUGCUGGUGAGGAAUGGUUCCGUGACGAGGAUUGGGAGCGGCACGUCGACAUCGAAUGUGACGGAGUUGACCAGUCGACACCGUCAACGUCAACACGGCAUCGCUUUUACUUUUGCGCAAAGCGUGACAUCGUCCUCGGGACAUCUGGAGGAAUAAUCCACGAGGGGGAGGAGAUGGACUGGUUUGAUUCGCACAAGUGGCGUCAGUCGGCAGUCGAAACCAUGUUCAGCAAGGCUGGACUUGUCGUCACUCAGGUGUGGCAGGCGCCCAAUUCGGAGUUCCGACAAUACCUAGUGAGACAGCCUAAUGAGGCUGAUCCACGAAGCGACGCCGACAGUGGGGUGUCGGGCAUCAACUGAAGAGGUCGAUAUGGGAUCGACCACCAAAAGCCACGUGAAGAGGGUGUCGUUGUUGCGUGGCGCUGGCAGCAGAUCAAA